AUGCCUCUUUCUGGGCAUCCUUUGCCAGAUAUUAAGGUCUCAUUUGCUGAUGUUUUCAAAAGUUCAAAGACUUUGCGUGAGGAAGCUGCAGCGGCAGCUUUGAAGCGAUCUCUAUUAGAAGCUAGCAACAAGAAAGCCGAGGAAGCCGGGCCGCCCCCGCCGCCUCCGAAGGAGCCCAUCCUAGCAAUAGAACAAAAGACGGAGGCGAAGCCUGUAGCUCCCGAGUCGGGGCCGGGACUAGCUGCUAAAGCCUGUCUAGCGGAGGCAGCCGCUUCAACAAACUCCAUUUUGGAAUGGACGCCAGAGCAAGAUCUACAGCUCUUGAAAAUGAAAGCUGAAUACACCCCUUGGAGAGCUAUAUCAGCAUCCAUUGGGAAACCUGUGUUUGCAUUGAAGGACCGCUGGGGAGUGAUUCAACCAAAGACAAGUGCAUCGAGGGACAAGCAGAAGGCCCAAAAGGAAGCGAAGCCGACCAAGCUGGAAAACGAGAAGACCCAUGAACGCAGGGUCUCGUUCUCCGAGCCGAUAGUUACACCGGAUAACGACGGUGCGCGGGACGCUGACUCCUCUAAAAAGGUUCUUUACCUUGACGAAGCCUUCACGCUGGAAGAUGUCAUCCUCCUCAAUCAAAUCGCCGCAAGGUAUGAUGAGGAUAAGUGGAUCAGGAUCAGCUCGCGUUUCUUUGAUAAAACUGGCAAACGGGUCCAUCCACGGAUUCUCAAGAAGCACGUUUGCGUGGAUUGA
This is a messenger RNA of Coccidioides immitis RS, 744 nucleotides long. RefSeq lists its product as uncharacterized. The transcript has 3 exons. NCBI's taxonomy places the organism in Eukaryota, Fungi, Ascomycota, Eurotiomycetes, Onygenales, Onygenaceae. The record is from RefSeq and is a predicted model, not a curated record. Bases 1 to 744 code for a protein of 247 amino acids.